AUGGCUGUUAUCAAUCAACCAAAUAGUCAGAUUAAACUUACCAAUGUUUCACUCGUGAGAAUGAAGAAGGGAAAAAAGAGGUUUGAAAUUGCGUGUUACCAGAAUAAAGUUCAGGAUUGGAGGCUGAAGGUUGAAAAAGAUCUCGAUGAAGUCCUUCAGAUUCCACAAGUCUUUAUUAACGUUUCAAAAGGACAAGUUGCGAACAACGAUGAUCUACAAGCCGCUUUCAAUACCACAAACCAAGAUGCUAUUAUUCAAGAAAUCCUAAAUAAAGGUGAAAUACAAUUGAAUGAAAAGGAACGGAAUGCCAACUUGCAACAAAAACAAAAUGAAUUCUUGACAAUUAUAUCAACAAAGUGUAUAAACCCUAGAUCGAAAAAGAGAUAUCCACCGUCAAUGAUCGAAAAGGCUUUGAACGAAUUGAAAUUCCACCUCAAUCCGACAAAGACGACAAAGACACAAGCAUUGGAUGCAAUCAAACUCUUGGUUGAAAAGCAAAUAAUACCAAUUGCCAGGGCCCAAAUGAAAAUUAGAAUAUUGUUGACUAAAAAAGGGUAUCAAAAAACAUAUGAAGAGGAAAUUAAACCCAAGAUUGAUCAUUUAGAUGAACUUGAAAAUAAUGGCAAGCAAUACGAAAUCGUGGGUAUUAUUGACCCCAUCAAUUACAAGGCGCUUGUGGAUUUGCUAGAAGGUAAAGACUUGAAGAACGAGGGAUCUAUAGAAGUUUUAGAUAUGUCGGCUACAAGGGACUAA
Messenger RNA from Lodderomyces parapsilosis, 753 nucleotides. Its product is annotated as guanine nucleotide exchange factor. Lineage: Eukaryota; Fungi; Ascomycota; Pichiomycetes; Serinales; Debaryomycetaceae. Bases 1 to 753 code for a protein of 250 amino acids. The record is from RefSeq and is a predicted model, not a curated record. Gene Ontology annotation, biological process: ribosome biogenesis; cytosolic ribosome assembly. The transcript has a single exon.